GCCAGAAAGAACUUUUUUCAACUGUGGAUGUACAAUCGCCAAUCUUCCCCUUCGCAUUCUAAUCAGUGCUUGAAUUUGAUUCUCGGACAAUAGUCGGCAUAUCUUGGCGCAUUUUACGAUUCAUCUAUAAUAUGAUACACUCGAUAUGAGUACACGGGCAAUACGCGGUGGCGCUCAUGCUUCCCGUAGUUGUCCGGGCUUGAGCUCGAGGCCAAGCCUCGGCAGGAAUUCGUUUCCGAAUGCCUUCAUAACGAAUGCAGAGAGUUUGGUUAAUCCAACGUCGUGCGCAUGGGGGAGGCGUUUAUAUACCAUGCAUACCGGUCCUUUGAGGACUCCAAAUGCUGAUAUGAGUGCAGCUGGGUAUUAUCCUAGGGACAGUGUGCGAGGAUGGACGUGCUCACAACUCAACGUGGCUUCGAGAGGUAGUCUCAAAGUCAAUGCAUGGCAUGGAUAUGGGUUCAAGAGAUGCCUCUCCCAGUCCAACAGGUCUCUCCAGGAGAAAAAGGAGAGUAAUAGUAAGGAUCAAAUACCUUCUCAGCCGACACAGUCAGAGCCGUUAUCUACAACCAAACCUCGAGGAAUCCGAAAUGUGAUUCCGAAGGUGAUACCUGUGUUGACGGCCCAUGAGAACAUAUACACAGUGCCUAACAUCCUAACAUUUUCGCGCCUCAUAGCAGCGCCGUUCGUCGGUUAUGCUAUUGUUCAUGAUGCUCCUGCGUGGGCGCUAGGUCUGUUCGCUUACGCGGGAAUCUCGGACUUGCUUGAUGGUUGGAUCGCGCGCCGGUGGAAGCUUCAGACUGUCGUCGGCAGUAUUGUCGAUCCGAUGGCGGAUAAGAUACUCAUGACUAUCUUGACCGUGUGUUUAGCUUAUAAGGGGGCGUUACCAGUUUGGCUUGCCUUUAUAAUCCUCGGGCGUGACGUCGGUUUAGCGAUUUCAGCCAUAUACUAUCGAUGGAUAUCUCUCCCGCCGCCGAAGACUUUCACGCGGUAUUGGGACUUCUCUCUACCAUCAGCAGAGGUAAAACCUACAACUAUCAGCAAGUACAAUACCUUCUUACAACUAGGGUUGAUGGGGACAACCAUGUUGACGCCCUUCAUAACUGCGGAUGUCAGCUUAGCUAUGUCAGCGUUCCAAUAUUUAGUGGCCACGACGACUGUAUGGAGCGGUCUGAGUUAUGUGUUUAGCAAAGAUGCUGUGAGGAUCCUCUCACAGAACAAGGACAAGCCUAAAGGUCAAUAGCGUUUUAUGAAUAAGUCCUAGACGGUGGCAUGGAAUGCUACACACAUAGUGGUUCCAAACUCUACGGAAAAAAAAAGAAAAAGGAGUUGAGGUCAGCACAUGGUCAAUACAUGGUUUUGUAAAUUACGGGGGAUUAUACUUAGCGGUUGGGAAAAUGCAUUAGUGUUCACCUCCUCCUCGUAUGGCAUUUCGCAUGACAUGGUACUAGGUGGUAACCGAGACACAUUACUAUUAGUUGUGCUUCUUCAUCUUUAGUAUCCACUAAUUUAUGAGAUCUGGGACUAUGCCCUCAUAGUUACCUCA
Annulohypoxylon maeteangense is the source of this 1543-nucleotide messenger RNA. Its product is annotated as CDP-alcohol phosphatidyltransferase-domain-containing protein. Gene Ontology annotation, cellular component: membrane; mitochondrion. The transcript is spliced from 4 exons. The record is from RefSeq and is a predicted model, not a curated record. The coding region runs from base 146 to 1240 and encodes 364 amino acids. Gene Ontology annotation, molecular function: cardiolipin synthase activity. NCBI's taxonomy places the organism in Eukaryota, Fungi, Ascomycota, Sordariomycetes, Xylariales, Hypoxylaceae. Gene Ontology annotation, biological process: cardiolipin biosynthetic process.